AUGUCGUUUCUGAAGCAGAAAGACUUGACAUCGCAUCGAAAGGCACAAUCAGGGAAGCAUUACAAAGAAGAUGAUGACAUACAAAGAGCUCCUGUUGCAUUGGCAACAGUGAAACUGCUGCAGAAAAUGCCACAAACAAUUGUGGAUCAAAAUUUACAAGGUGUGGUUGUGAAGAUGUGUUCGCUGUUGAUGUCGCGUGCCAUCAGUGUGCGUGAAGUUGCCGGCAAAACACUUAUUGAAAUUGCCAGGACGCUUGGCCCGAAAUAUAUUUGUUUCAUUGUGCGGGAGAUGAAGCAGAACAUGAGGAAAGGAUAUCAGAUUUGCAAUAUGGAUGUGUUUGGCGAUAUCGCCGAUGAAAAAAGUAUCAGUGGAAUUACGAAGGAUGUUCCCGAAGCCAAAACACACCGUGCUUAUGAAACCUAUCGAUUGCUUGGUCGAUACGUGAGCGUGCAGUUUUCAGACAACAUACUAUCUUCUUUAAAAGAAGUCAGUUUGAUUUUUUCCUGUUCGAUAUUUCCUCCUGCUAAUUUCUUGCGACGACCACUUUACGGCUUCUUAGUGUCCAGUAGUCAGUGUUGCUAUGGGUGUACCAGGCACGAAGUUACUUUCAAAAUAUUUCCGACAGGCGUCUUUAUUCCUAGAACUAGGUGGCAGCUGUAG
This is a messenger RNA of Gongylonema pulchrum, 660 nucleotides long. NCBI's taxonomy places the organism in Eukaryota, Metazoa, Nematoda, Chromadorea, Rhabditida, Gongylonematidae. The record is from the annotation of a GenBank genome assembly.